AACCCUACGAAUUAGCACGACAACGACGAGCAACGAUUUAUGCAGAGAUUAUUGGUUAUGCGACAACUGCUGAUGCUCACCAUAUUACAGAGCCAGACCCUCAAGGAAAAGGUGCAGAAUUAGCAGUUCGGCAAGCAUUAGAUUGCGCAGAAAUUAUGCCAAAAAUGAUCGACUAUGUUAAUGCUCAUGCAACAGGGACAACCAUUGGUGAUCAAAUUGAAAUGGAGGUUUUACAACGUAUUUUUCAAGAAAAUAAUCAACCAUUUGUCUCAAGUACCAAAGGACAAACAGGACAUCUUUUAGGGGCUGCCGGUGCCCUAGAAGCAAUUAUCACCUCUCUAACCAUUCAGACAGGUAUUCUUCCUGUAAACUUAUUUGGUUCACAGCCCAUAGAGACCUGCUCAUUAAACCUUGUUCCAGAAUCUUCCUUGCAAAAACCAGUACGCUACGCCCUUUCGAAUUCUUUUGGAUUUGGCGGUGUGAAUACGGCACUUGUUUUUCGUCAGCCAGAUCUAACGAUUGAUCAUCGUUAA
Molecule: messenger RNA, 533 nt
Organism: Ylistrum balloti
Lineage: Eukaryota; Metazoa; Mollusca; Bivalvia; Pectinida; Pectinidae
Exons: 1
Biological process (GO): fatty acid biosynthetic process
Molecular function (GO): 3-oxoacyl-[acyl-carrier-protein] synthase activity
Source: RefSeq, a predicted model, not a curated record